UCACCAUGACGUUUAACCUAGUUGGCUUCACGUUCGCGCAGAUAAAGUAACUUCAUAUCACGUAACGUUAAUAAAAAGCACAAUAGUCUCUUACUCUUAAUUUAUCUGAUUUCGCUCAAUUAAAAUGCCUGUCCCACCUGGAUCCAUAAUCGUGUCGGAUUGGCAUCGCUGUCCAGACAGCAGGGAGUUUUUCAGCAGGAUACUGCACAAGAAGAAACGGCGAAAGUUUGGGCUCUUGGAAGCGCCAAUGAUGCCUCCUCAUAUGAAUGUGGACAUCGUUCGCUACAAGGUCUUCCUCUCUGGGAAAACCGGAGUCGGGAAAAGCGCUCUUGCUGCCCGUCUCGCUGGCCUCGAUCUCCCCAAAAUGCACUACGAGACCACAGGCAUAGAGACAACAGUGGUCUUCUGGCCUGUAAGAAUAAAGGAGAGUGGCCGUGUGUUGUUUUUCCGCUUUGAGCUUUGGGAUUGUGGGGAAAGUGCAAUACGAAGAUUUGACCACAUGUUACCGUCCUGUAAGGAACAGGUGGAUGCCAUCCUUUUUCUUUUCUCCUUCACUGAUCGUGGCUCCUUUGAUGAUCUUUCAAAUCAAAUAUCACGGAUCACAGAACCUUCGGAUCGAGUGGUUAAUUUGGUCGUAGGCACCAAAUUUGACUUAUUUAUGCACACAGAUGUGACAGAGAGUAACGUAACACAUUUUCAAGAGGUUUGGGGUCUUCCGGUCUUCCGAGUGGGAGGUGAUGUAAGUGCGGGGCUUGGUGAAGUAGCACCCCUACUAAAUGCCCUUGCAGAAAACCUGUGGCACCAAGACUGUAUGGCUGCUUCAUCUGUGUCCAUCUCCACACAGGCUGCUCUCAGAGGAACAGACUCCGAGAUCAUUGUAUAACUUGUACAUGUGUUGUGGUUCAAUCUCACAAGGAUUGGUCAUUCAUGGAUGGAAUAUGCUGCUAUGGAAACACUCUAAAUACCACUUACUAUUUUUUGCUUUCUAAAUGUCUGUGAGUCAAGUAAUGGUGAACAAAAAUAUUAAAAUGUCAUGAAAUUAGUUUGUUUGUAGUUAAAAAAAAAAAAAAAACAUUGUUAUGUGCAUAUAUUCAUGAACCUCAUUAUAUAUUGAAGUAAAAAAAAAAGUUAACAUUUGUUUUUGUUUAAUGACCAAAUUGAUUAAGUACAAUAAAGAAGGAAACAGAUUAAAGUUUCUGAAAUGCUUAAAAAUACAUCCAAGCAUUAGAUUUUCACUUCUUUGAAUUAAUCCAUGAUUGGCAAGCAUUUUGCUGUAUGCUUUUGGGCUUUGAUGCUCAACAAACCACCUUUCUCUAGAGAAGAUGUGACUGACAUUGGAUCCACAUCAGCUGGGAACUGACACUUCUGACGAACAGCGUCCACGAUUGUGCCAUCUGAUGCCAACUGAUUCAUCAGUGAAGAAAAAUGGAAAUUAGAAUACAACGAGCAAGAUAUUGUGCAAAAACACAAAUAAAUAAAUCUAAUA
Molecule: messenger RNA, 1486 nt
Organism: Sinocyclocheilus grahami
Lineage: Eukaryota; Metazoa; Chordata; Actinopteri; Cypriniformes; Cyprinidae
Gene: cplane2
Product: ciliogenesis and planar polarity effector 2
Exons: 5
Coding region: 125-883 (252 amino acids)
Molecular function (GO): GTPase activity; GTP binding
Source: RefSeq, a predicted model, not a curated record